Alosa alosa (allis shad) is the source of this 1395-nucleotide messenger RNA. RefSeq lists its product as uncharacterized. NCBI's taxonomy places the organism in Eukaryota, Metazoa, Chordata, Actinopteri, Clupeiformes, Clupeidae. The transcript is spliced from 2 exons. The record is from RefSeq and is a predicted model, not a curated record. Bases 179 to 1291 code for a protein of 370 amino acids.
CAGCGCGGCAUCUUCCGUUUUACUUAAGUGCAAAAUAUAUCGCAUUGUCAUGAACUGAUGCAUCAAUGAUGAUUAUGGAAACGCAACGUCUAUUUGACACAGAUCCAGGUAUAUCGUAACGGUGAUGAACAUUUCAACUUUCAGACAGUCACGGAUAGAAAAUACAUUAAUUUAAACAAUGAAUGGAAUGGGGAAUAACGGGAAGAGUAGUGCUGAUUCUAAGCCCGCACCUCAGGAAAAAGAAGUGCCAGAAAAGAAAUCCUCUCAGAAAACUGUGACCAAAGCAACCAACCGGAUUUCCUAUUCGCCUAUUACAAAAUCAGCAACAGAAUCUCUCACCAGAACAAGGCUCCCUAACGCUGAAACCUCUGCUAACUCUCAAGUACAUGUGUCUAAACUGGCUAGCAAUAGAGUGUUAGCUUGUGAAUUUGAGAAAGCUGACAAAAGGCAGGCAUCCACUGUGAAGAUAACUUUCUCCAGGCCAUUGGUAAAAGAAAGCAGUUUGCAGGCUCUGAGAGGACCCUUGAAGACACUUCAAUCUGUUAAUCUAAGCCACAGGCCAUUGAGGAUGUGUUCUGAUGCUUCUGCGUCUUCAACUACAAUCGGACCGUUUGGAACCAAAGGGCAGCAGGUUAAGGCUGCAGUGAUGACCCAACCAAAGGCUGGCAGGAGAGAUCUAUUACUUGAAAGUAUUCGGAUGAGACGACCGCCCUGGAGGAUGGGAACGGUGGUAAGGGAUGUCCUGCUGCCCCGUCUUAAGCCGUGCUCGUUUGAGGGGUACCAGCAGCAGCCAGCCAGCCCAUGUAUGUGCAGGCUGAGGGGUGACAGGGGCCAAAGGGCUGGGCUCACGGCACCACUAGAGGAGAACCCAAAAUCGUUCAAGCACCACAACUGGCUCAUGCCCAUCUCCUUCGAGCCCACCUCUGCCAACCCCAGCCGCUGGGAGGAGUCCGCCCGCCCAAGCACGCCCACCCUUAACCUCCUGAACCGUGCUUUGUCAAGGAAGGGGGUGAGGCAGAGGCACAGCUCCUUCACGCUGCAGGGUCGCACUCAGGUCCCACGGCGCCCUGACCCCAACGGCCUGGACCUCUCCCAGAUAUCUGUCCCACUUCACCUGCCAAACUACCCGUAUGCCAAAAUCCACCUGACCCUGCCCACCGUGUGCUGUCCCACCUCCCUAUGCAGGAGAGACCAUAGCAUUCGGCAGGCGUCACCCUCCGAGUCAGACCCAGAAUACUCAUCUGAUUAUGAGGACGAGUCGGCGUACGAGUCAGACAGUGACACGUCUUGAUUACCAAUUGCCUGCUUAUUUUUAUUAACAUCUUUUUUUUAUAGGGAGAGCAGGAUGAGAGAUCUAGGCCUGUAUUAAUAUUUUGACUUGACUUUGAUGGAAAA